AUGAAUAAUCUAGGAUAUAUUGUGUUUCUGUUCAUGUUGUGCCAUCCAAAUUUUCUUGGUAUUAAUAUCAAGUUAGUUUCUGGCCAAUGUAUCAAGGAUCAGAGUGCCAUUUUGCUGCAAUUGCGAGACACGCUUACUUUCAAUUCCUCGCGUUCGACAAAAUUGGUGUCAUGGGAUUCAAAUACAGAUUGUUGUAUAUGGAAUGGUGUAGCCUGCAACCUUCAAGGUCAAGUCACUGGUCUCGACUUGAGCAACGAAAUGAUAUAUGGUGGCAUCAAUGAUUCAAGUACUCUCUUCAAGCUUGAGAAGCUUAAGAGGUUGAACUUGGCAUACAAUAAUUUUAACUUCAAAUCGAUCCCUUCAAGGUUAAGCAAUUUUACGAGUUUGGUUUAUUUAAAUUUGUCAAAUGCAUUGUUUUCUGGACAAAUUCCAAGAGAAAUUUCGGAAAUGACAAGUUUGGAGGUUCUUGAUAUUUCAUCAAGUUUUUCAUUUGGAGAUGCUUCACUUAAAUUGGAGAGACCGAAUUUGGGAGUGCUUGUAAAGAACCUCCAACGUCUAACGGAUCUUUAUUUAGAUGGUGUAAACAUAUCAUCACAAAAAUCAGAUUGGUGCCAGGUUUUGUCAUCAAAUUUGCCUAAUUUGAAAGUAGUAAGCUUGUCAAAUUGUUACUUAUUAGGACCAAUCGACGAAUCCCUUAGCAAGCUACGAUCUCUUUCCAUUCUUAACCUGUCCGGGAAUAAUCUUAGUACUCAUGUGCCUGAUUUCUUUGCAAAUUUCACAAAGCUGAAAGUUCUCAAUCUGCACAAUUGUAACUUGAAGGGAAUUUUUCCAAAGAAUGUCCUAAAAUUACCAAGUCUAGAGUUUUUGGACUUGUCAAUAAAUAACCUUAAUGGUUCUCUGCCUAGUUUUCCUAAAACCGGCUUACUCCAAACUUUAGUCCUUAGUCUGACACACUUUUCCGGGGUAAUCCCAGAAUCAGUUGGCGACCUGAAGAUGCUAUCUAGACUAGAGUUGGACCGUUGUCGGUUUAAUGGGCAUAUUCCACAAUCCAUAGGAAACCUUACAAAACUUUCAAAACUAGACUUAUCAUCCAACAAUUUUAGUGGCAAAAUUCCUUCUUUCAAGUUAUGCAGUAAUCUUAACCAUAUAGACCUCUCACUAAAUAGUUUGUCUAGCUCAAUUCCUUCUGAUCACUUCCAAGGACUUCAUAAUCUUACUUUCGUUGAUCUGAAAUUCAACGCAUUUAGUGGGGCUUUACCUUCCUCAUUGUUCUCUCUGCCACAAGUGCAAUGGAUAGACCUUUCAAAUAAUAACUUUAACGGUCCACUCGUGAAUUUGUCUGAUGUAUCCACAUUCUUGUUGGAGAGGCUCAACUUAAGCCAGAAUAGACUGGAAGGGGAAAUCCCUAGUGCUUUAUUUUCAUAUCAGAUGCUCAAGGUCCUCGUAUUGUCAACAAACAACUUAAGCGGCACCAUACUAAUGGAAUCCAUUAAGGGUCUGCGCAACAUUGCAACGCUUGAUUUGUCAUACAAUAACAUGUCUAUUGAAACAAGACUCGAGGAAUCUAACAUUUCCCCUUUUCCCCAAUUUUCGUCUUUGCAGUUGGCUUCAUGUAAUCUGCAAAACUUUCCUAAUCUACGAAACCAAACAAGAUUGUCCACACUUGAUCUUUCAGACAACAAAAUUGGUGGAGAAAUACCAAGUUGGAUAUGGGGUGGAAUGCUUUCAUAUUUGAACCUCUCACGAAAUCAGCUAGUUAGUUUUGAAAAACCAUAUGCGUUUCCAAGAAAUCUAAGGGUGCUUGACUUACAUUCGAAUCAAAUGAGUUGGGUAGUUCCGGUACCACCUCCAUUUGUGAUAUAUAUCGAUUACUCUAACAAUUUUUUCAAUUCUUCAAUCUCCGAGAGUAUUGGAAGUAACCUAUCUGUGGCCAUGUUCUUCUCUAUUUCUCAUAACUCACUCAUCGGGCCGCUCCCUCAAACCAUAUGCAAUGCUAGAGACCUAAAGGUGCUAGAUUUAUCACAUAAUGGUUUAGAUGGAACGAUACCAAGAUGUUUGCUUGAACUUGGAGGGAGUUUGGAGAUACUAAAUUUAGGAAGCAAUAAUUUCAAUGGUCCUAUUGUGAAUUCAUUUACCAGCAACUGCAGCCUGAAAACUCUAGAUCUAAAUGGCAACUCAAUCGAAGGCAAGAUUCCAUCGUCCCUUGUGAACUGCAAAAUGUUGGAGGUGUUAAAUCUUGGAAACAACAAGAUAAAUGACACUUAUCCAUGUUUUUUGAGAAACAACAUCAACUUGAGUGUUCUAGUUUUACGAUCCAACAAUUUACAUGGGGUUGCACACUGUAGUACUCCAGUCUCAUCAAGUGUUUGGGAACACCUUCAAAUCUUCGACAUAGCAUCUAAUAAUUUCAUUGGAAAUGUGCCAACAGAAUGGUUUUCAAAUUGGCAUGCUAUGAUAAACAAUGAAGACAGAGCAACCUCAGUUGAAAAACCUCUCGGUUUUCAUAUUUUACCAUAUACCAUUGAUGUAUACUAUGAUGUUACCGUGAUGGUUAACAUCAAAGGGCUAGAGUUAACGCUUGUCAAAAUUAUGACGAUCUUCAAGUCCAUUGAUAUCUCAAAUAACCACUUCAGCGGGAAAAUACCAAGCACUAUUGGGCUACUUAAAUCGUUAUAUCUUCUCAACGUGUCAAACAACGGGUUCACAGGUUCAAUCCCUCCUUCGCUUGGAGAUUUAUCUCAAGUUGAAUCACUUGAUCUAUCAAAGAACAAACUUAGUGGCGAAAUCCCUUUUGUGCUCACAAAACUACAAUUUCUCUCUGUUUUUAACUUAUCAUAUAAUCAACUAGAAGGCAGAAUUCCAACAGGGUCUCAAUUCCAAACAUUCACCAACGAUUCGUAUAAAGGAAACAUGAGUUUAUGUGGGUAUCCACUUACGAAAAGCUGUAAUGAGGCGACAACACAAACUCCAAUUUCAAUGGAAAGUCAUUCUGGUUCCUUUCAUGUUAAAGACUGGAUAAGUGUGGAAAUAGGAUAUGUUGUGGGUAUAGUGACAUUUGUUUCGCCAUUGAUAUUUUCUCGAAAGAUGGGCAGAUGGUACAAUCGACAUGUUGAUCGUAUAUUCUUUAAAAAGUUGUAUCAGUAUUAUGAAAGAAAAAACCAUAUGAGGAGAGCAGUCAGGAACCAUGUUCAGAGACUCUAG
This is a messenger RNA of Erigeron canadensis, 3201 nucleotides long. RefSeq names its product receptor-like protein 7. Lineage: Eukaryota; Viridiplantae; Streptophyta; Magnoliopsida; Asterales; Asteraceae. The transcript has a single exon. Bases 1 to 3201 code for a protein of 1066 amino acids. The record is from RefSeq and is a predicted model, not a curated record. Gene Ontology annotation, molecular function: protein binding.